Prorocentrum cordatum is the source of this 2279-nucleotide messenger RNA. Lineage: Eukaryota; Dinophyceae; Prorocentrales; Prorocentraceae. The record is from the annotation of a GenBank genome assembly.
AGGCUCAUGGCAGUCUGGCUCAAGUAAGCGAGCUUAUCGAGUAACCUUUCCUUACAUUCUCGUUGCGCCCUGCAGGAUGGCAGUACUGAGCGCGCCGAGCCUGUUGCGCUUGCUGGCACUUGUCUACGCCGUGCCCGCCGCGAUGUCUAUCAGGGCAGGCUCCGCGAAAGACACGCCUGCCCACGCGCCGGCACCAAACGCCAGUUUCACCUUCCGCACCGACGCCAGCGCCAACGCUAGCGUUCUGAACAUCAACUUUCAAAAUGAAGGGACGGCUGUGCCAUCUGGCUGGCUUCCAGAUUACGGGUACGUGUAUGGUUCACGGGGUAACGGGUACAUGUAUGGUUGGUUUUGUGGCAACAAUGCGGCAUACAAGGCUAACGGGUGGCCCACUACAAAUGGAAGGAAUCGCGCAGUGAGCGGUUAUGAUGACUUGCAGAACACAGGAGUGGUCCCUGACCGUCACUCAAAUUGUGCAGGCGAGCAUUGGAACAUCGCGGUGUCUAAUGGAGACUAUCUGGUUGAAGUUGUGAUACAGGAUACCGUGCACUCAAGUCAGACGAGCGGGUGCAGAUUGGAAGGGCAGUCGCUAGGUCUCGGCAAAGUUCCUGCUGGGGCAGGAGCAAGUAAGAUUCUCGCCGUUUCUGUCAGCGAUGGGCUCUUGACAUUUACUGGAAGUUGGGCCAAUUCGUGUUCAAUAAUCAACCGUCUCAUUAUCCAGCAGGCGGCGACACCAGCACCGACGCCUGCACCAACGCCCUACCCCACCCCUUCCCCGACGCCUUUCCCGACACCCGACCCGACGCCCCUGCCGACGCCGCAUCCGACGCCCUACCCGACGGCGUUCCCGACGCCCUUCCCGACGCCGUUCCCGUACCCAGCGUUCCCGACGCCCCACCCAACGCCCGUCCCGACGCCCGUCCCGACGGCGUUCCCGACGCCUGUCCCCACGCUUUACCCGACGCCUUACCCGACGUCGUUCCCGACGGCGUUCCCGACAGCGUUCCCGACGCCCCACCCAACGCCCCGUUCCCGACGCCCCACCCAACGCCCGUCCCGACGCCCUUCCCGACGGCGUUCCCGACGCCUGUCCCCACGCUUUACCCGACGCCUUACCCGACGCCGUUCCCGACAGCGUUCCCGACGCCCCACCCAACGCCCGUCCCGACGCCCGUCCCGACGGCGUUCCCGACGCCUGUCCCCACGCUUUACCCGACGCCUUACCCGACGUCGAUCCCGACGGCGUUCCCGACAGCGUUCCCGACGCCCCACCCAACGCCCGUCCCGACGUCCAGCCCGACUCUCAGCCCGACGCCCAGCCCGACGUAUCCUCCAGGUUGGCCAACACCAUAUCCGACGUUCCUUUCUUCAGGUUCUCCAGCGGCAGGGGGCGUGGCUGCCACUGGCGACCCCCACCUUCAAAAUGUGUAUGGCGAGCGGUUCGAUUUGAUGAAACCAGGGCGGCAUAUUCUGAUCAACAUCCCUCGUGCAGAGCGAGAUGAAAAAGUAUUGCUCCGCGUGGAGGCCGAUGCGCGCCGAUUGGGUCGGCAGUGCACGGAAAUCUACUUCCAAGUCGUGAACGUGACCGGGCAUUGGGCAGACGGUAAACAAGCCGGAGGGUAUCAUUACAGCGCGUCGCGGAAUGGGGCCGAGGUUCCAGAGUGGGUUGUUUUCAGUGAGGUCGAGUUGAAGGUUGUUCGCGGGCAUACGCACAGCGGCUUGUCGUAUCUCAACGUGUUCGUGAAGCAUUUAGGGCGCGCAGGGUUUCCUGUCGGAGGCCUUCUGGGAGAAAACGACCACGAGUACGUGACCGCCCGUCCGGAUGAAUGUGCGAAGCGUACGGAGCUCCUUGAGUCUUCGCAUUCGCAUGGGCUUGGGGGUUCUCCAUCAUCUGUUGCGUCCUUCGCUGCUGCGUCCUUCGCUUGAUAGUGGUCAGCAGCCCUCUGCUGAGAAAGGGGAGCGUGCGGGAGCUCGGCGCGAAACUUUUUACUAAACUCUUUAAAGGCGUGACGAUGGCACUAUGUUCGUAGCCUCACGAUCGCUUCGUCGUAGGGAGAAGGCUGGCCGCCAGGAUGGAGUAGGGAUGGCGGGGGGGGGAGUUUAGCGGUGGCGUUUCGCCCCAGCCUUCAUCUUUUUUGGCUCCCUGAGUCUCUCAGUCUCCCUCUCUCUCAUCUCUCUCGCUAUCUCUUUGUUUUUUCUCUCUCCCUCUCUCUUCCUCUUCUCUUUCCCUCUCUCUCUCUCUCUUACUAUGGGACUGUGAGGUCUACCACACCGCCUGG